Hydatigera taeniaeformis is the source of this 2121-nucleotide messenger RNA. Lineage: Eukaryota; Metazoa; Platyhelminthes; Cestoda; Cyclophyllidea; Taeniidae. The record is from the annotation of a GenBank genome assembly.
AUGGUAUCACUUGAACCUGCAUUGGAACCGAUGCCAGUAAUUCAGGAACCAUCCACAGAUACAGCCGUCACUGCUCCUUCUUCCGCUGUUGAAAUCGAACAACGAAGCUCAAGUUCAUGUACACCCGCUAUCGCUACGUCGACUGCGAUGACAACAUCAGCAGCAGUCACAACAACAUCCACAGACCUUGCUUCUGCUUCGAUGGUACAGUCCAUGUUUGCAUACAAGGCUUGUCAACCUGAUGAAAUGACCUUUCCUGAGGGUGCAUUGAUCGAGGUACUGUCGCACGAGGAGGAGGGUUGGUGGCGGGGACGCCUUCAGUCCACUGGUGUUGAAGGCCUCUUUCCCGUAAACUACGUCAAACCCAUUCAACCCGAUGCCUCUGCUGCUACAUCUGCUCCUACUACAUCAUCCUCCACUGUUGCUGUCAUCCCAAAAUCUUCCACUCGUCAAGACAAUGCGACAGUAGGCAGAAAGACUACGGUAAUCGCUAAGGACAACCGUUCUACACGGCAGAACAUCAUACUUGAAUUCAUCGAAACUGAACGUCAGUAUCUUAGAGACCUGGUAGAGGUCAAGGAGGUCGGUUAUUUUCUUUCUGAAUACCGCACUGCUCGUUUAGAUUUUCAGGAACGUAAAACGCAUCUGAAGAAGGGUCACAAUGAUGUCAUUGGUGACAUUCUUAUUCGGCAUCUGCCCAAAUGCAUGGUGUAUCGUGAGUUCUGCACCAAUCAAGAUCUAGCCCUGGAAAACCUGCGGAAACUUUGUGAUGAGAGACCAGAUGUGGAGGCAUUCUUACAUAGCUGUGAGCGCUUUAUGCGAGUUCAAUCGAUGCCUCUUUCUAGCUAUUUUCUCAAGCCAAUGCAGCGCAUCACUAAAUACAAACUCCUCAUAGAGAAGCUGUUAAAAUACACUCCGCCUGACCACCUUGAUUACAUCAACUUGCAACAGUCAUUUGAGUUGGCAUCAACGGUGUUGGCAACUUGUAAUGAAGCAAUUCGAAAUCGUGAGUCCUUCACUCAAUUGCAGUGGCUGCGGGAUCAUGUAAUUUUUGAAGGCAACAACGCGUUCCUUCGCAUUUGCGGUGAGGACGACAAGCGGUUGGGUGAGAUGGAGAUUGAGGUUGGAGGUGAGUGUCGGCGUCGCUUGCUCUUGCUCUCGGGCACAUUCUUCAAGGUGAAAUCAGGAAAGGAACUUACCGCCUUCCUCUUCACUGACAUGCUCCUUCUUACUCAACCCAUCAACAUCUCGGCAAGUGCUCUACCAACGGCAAAUUUCACCCUCCCUCUGAAACCGGACGCAAGUCUGGCCAAAGCAAACUUCAAGGCCUAUAGGCAUCCGAUAUCUCUGGCUCAAAUCAAUGUAUCUACUGCUUCUUCUAUAUCUCCGAAACAACGUCGUCGGGGUUUUUUCCACAAUACUAUUUCGCGUUCGAGUCUUGCUGACCUCUCAAGUGUUGUCAGUGGAGGCAGUGGUAGUGGGUCCGGUAAGGCUGCCAAGGAGAUACGAUCUAAACGCUUAUCUCUGGCAAAUCUGCGUCAGUUCUCUCUUAGCCUCAACAAUCUCAGUGGUGCUUCUGCUGAUUCAGUCGAGAGUGCUGAGGCUACUUCUUUUAUCAUCACCGAUGAUGGCGAUCCGAAUGUACAGCUUUUGGUUCGUACAUCCACCGAAGCACUAAAGAUAAUGUGGCUAAAAGAAAUACGCAAGGCGGCGAUGGAGUAUAAGCGCUAUCUGAGCCUUUUCAGAAACCCAUUCCGCUCUGAAAUUGAACUGCUGGGUAAAACGGAAGUUCAGUUGCCUGAUGUUGUGGAGCAUUGUCGUGGGGGUGAAAUGUGGGAAGCCGUUUUACCGAUUACCUUAGCCGAUUUUGAUGCCUUAGGGGCUUCAAUCACCGUCAGUUUUAGUCUCACAGAAGAUGUAUCCUGUUUGGGAGAGGAUGAAGGUAUCAACGUAGGACCCGUGGUGAGUCCUGAGUACGCAGCGUGGUUCCAGUUGACUUUUUGGUUCGUUGUGGUUUUCGUAACGAUCGUUUGGGUUAUUUGCUGCUCGCUCUGGAACAUGGACCCGGGUCGCGAUGGUAUCAUUUACCGCCUGAGUGUUACCAAACCGAAGUCAGAAUAG